This is a messenger RNA of Telopea speciosissima, 2632 nucleotides long. RefSeq names its product arginine decarboxylase-like. Bases 226 to 2373 code for a protein of 715 amino acids. Gene Ontology annotation, biological process: L-arginine catabolic process; spermidine biosynthetic process. The record is from RefSeq and is a predicted model, not a curated record. The transcript has a single exon. NCBI's taxonomy places the organism in Eukaryota, Viridiplantae, Streptophyta, Magnoliopsida, Proteales, Proteaceae. Gene Ontology annotation, molecular function: arginine decarboxylase activity.
GCUUUUUUUAAUUUGUUCUUCUGAGAGUUAGGUGUGGGGAUCACUGAGUUACGUAAAGGCGAUCUAGGGUUUCACUCCUGUUUCUCAGUUCUUUACUGCUUCUUUUGGGGGGGUAGCCGGGGCUCCGGCCUCGGCGUUUUUUAACGCCCCCUAUUGCACAAACAAAAGAUUUUCAACCGUUAAAAUUCUUUUUUUUCACUAACCCACACACAGAUCGGGGAAGAGAUGCCGGCCUUGACCUGCCUAGAUGCUGCAAUUCUUCCUGGUUACGCUCUAGCCGGGGAUGGCUCUCUUCCCGUGCCGGAAAUAUUUUCCGGUGCACCUUCGGCGACAAACACCACCUCUUCCCUUCAUUGGUCUCCAUCCCUCUCUGCCUCUCUCUACAGGAUUGAUCGCUGGGGUCCCCCUUACUUCUCUGUCAACUCCUCCGGCAACAUUACCGUCCGUCCUUACGGUGCCGAUACUCUUCCUCACCAGGAAAUUGAUCUCAUGAAGGUUGUGAAGAAGGUUUCCGAACCGAAAUCCGCUGGCGGAUUAGGUUUGCAGUUCCCUCUUAUUGUACGUUUUCCAGAUGUCCUCAAAAACCGUCUCGAAUCUCUGCAGUCGGCGUUCGAUUAUGCGAUCCAAUCUCAAGGUUACGAAUCGCAUUACCAGGGUGUUUAUCCAGUUAAAUGCAACCAAGACAGGUUUGUCGUUGAAGACAUUGUUGAAUUUGGGUCGUCAUUCCGUUUCGGCCUCGAAGCUGGAUCCAAACCUGAGCUUCUCCUCGCGAUGAGCUGUCUGUGCAAGGGAAGCCCUGAGGCUUUCCUCGUCUGCAAUGGCUUCAAAGACGCCGAGUAUAUUUCUCUUGCGCUGAUUGCAAGGAAGCUUGAUCUUCAUACGGUGAUCGUUAUUGAGCAAGAAGAGGAAGUUGAUUUGGUGAUAGACCUCAGCCGAAAGCUGCUAGUCCGCCCUGUCAUCGGUGUGCGAGCGAAACUUCGCACUAAGCAUUCUGGCCAUUUUGGAGGAACAUCUGGAGAGAAAGGAAAGUUUGGUUUGACGACUAUGCAGAUCUUGCGAGUAGUGAAGAAGCUUGAACAAGCAGGCAUGCUCGAUUGUCUGCAACUCCUGCAUUUUCACAUUGGAUCGCAGAUCCCAUCGACGACCCUGCUAGCCGAUGGGGUUCGUGAGUCCGCGCAGAUUUACUGCGAGCUUGUCCGUCUGGGUGCUGGCAUGCGAGUCAUUGACAUUGGUGGCGGCCUGGGCAUCGAUUACGAUGGAUCGCGUUCGACCGAAUCAGACCUAUCGGUUGGUUACGGACUUGAAGAGUAUGCCGCCGCUGUAGUUCAAGCAGUUCGUCAUGCUUGUGACCAGAAAUUUGUGAAGCACCCAGUGAUUUGUAGCGAGAGCGGGCGGGCAAUUGUGUCUCACCACUCCGUUCUGAUCUUUGAAGCAAUGUCUGCUACUGCGGUGAAUAAGCAGCCGAUGUCGUCGUUAGGUCUCAAUCUUCAGUAUUUAGUCGACGAAUUUUCAGAGGAAGCUCGAGCAGAUUACAGGAACCUGACCGCAGCAGCAGUGCGCGGCGAGUCGGAAACUUGUUUGCUGUACACUGAUAUGCUCAAGCAAAGGUGCAUCCAGCAAUUCAAGGAAGGCUUAUUGGAUCUUGAACACCUUGCGGCUGUGGACAGUCUCUGCGAUUUAUUUUCCAAGGCGUUAGGAGUAUCAGAUCCAGUCCGCAGGUAUAAUGUGAAUCUCUCUCUGUUUACUUCCAUCCCUGACUUCUGGGCAAUUGGGCAGAUAUUCCCAAUAAUUCCGAUCCAUCGCCUAGAUCAAAGGCCAGGGGUGAGGGGGAUACUAUCGGAUUUGACGUGCGACAGCGACGGGAAGGUUGACAAGUUUAUCGGCGGGGAGUCGAGCUUGCCCCUGCAUGAGUUGGAUGGGGAAGGUGGUCUUGAUGGAGGAUAUUACUUGGGGAUGUUCUUGGGCGGGGCUUACGAGGAAGCGCUCGGUGGGUUGCACAACCUUUUUGGCGGCCCGAACGUGGUUCGUGUGUCGCAUAGUGACGGACCACACAGCUUCGCAUUGACGCGAGUAGUGCCGGGGCCGUCUUGUGGGGAUGUGCUACGGGCGAUGCAGCACGAGCCGGAGCUCAUGUUCGAGGUACUCAAGCACCGUGUAGAGGAGUGCGGACACGAGGACGAAAUGGCCCGUGCCGCUCUGGCGAGCGGCCUUGCCCGCUCCUUCCACAGCAUGCCAUAUCUCACACCAGCAGCUACUUGUGCUAUGGCAAACAAUAAUGCUUAUUAUUACUGUGGAGAAGCUGAGAAUAGUGUCAAUGAAGACACCAGGGCUGCUGUUGGCGAUGAUGACCAGUGGACCUAUUGUUGUGCUUGAGUUUAGAAGGCUUCAUCACCAUCUAUGAAUGGUUUAUCUGUCAAUGGAGGUCGUCUGUGUUUUUUUUGUUUCUUUUUCUUCCCUUCUCCUUAUGAUUUUCGUUUCCUUUUGGUGAUGGAGAUGUAUGGAGAAGCAGGACUAGUCUGUCUCUUUUUUUUAUAUUUUCUUCCCUGUAGCUGGUAGUGACUAGGGAGAGGGGACGGGAAACCGAACCAGUUUCUGUAAAUUCGGAAUCUAAUCCCCUUUUUUAAUUUUCAAA